AUGUCCGGCUUCUACAGUCAUCAGAAGUCGGCGUCAACGCUCUCGUUCGACAGCAACGAGAGAAGCUUCUCGCUCUCGUCUCGCCCGGCGACGGCCAGCAUGGAUCGCCCUGGCCCGUCGCGCGGCUUCCACUCCAACUCUUCCUCCGUCUCGCUUGGCAACAGCGUCGCAAACCCAAAUCGCAACGGCGGUGCACCCAUGCACGCAAUGAUGGUGCCCGGCAUGGUGGUGCCUUCGACGGAUCGCCCUGACCCAAACUCGCCCUUCUCGCAGUGGGAGGCCUACAUCGUAAAGCAGACGCACGAAUGGUCCGACAAGCGCGCAAAGGCCGUCGCCUCGCCGCCCCCCGCCGCCAACAGCCCGCGCAUCGUCUGGGCCGACCAGAUCCGCAAGUCUACGCCCCAGGUCCAACCGCUGGCAUACACAAAGGCGAGAGACCGCGUUGCCAGUCCACCGCCCCAGGGCCCCCCUCCGCCUAACCCGCGCGGCUUGCUGCGCAAGGCUUCCUUCGACGUCUUUCGCAGCAUGCCCGACGGCGGCCGCACCACGCCUUCGCCGCCCUCGUCCACCAGGCCGAGCAUCUCGUCGCCCAUCAUCCCCAAGUCCAUUCUCACCACGGCGCCAGCUCCCGUUCACGCCUCACCGGGCUCGCUCUCCGCCUCUGCAUUCCUGGAUACCUCGAUGCGGUCGCUGCCGGACCCGAGCGGGGUGCCGCACAACGUCGAGUCGCACGCCUCGUCCAUCCGCAGCCUCUCGCCUCUGCCGCUCUCGCUGCCCACCGACGACUUUUCCGCCUCGCUGCUCAUCGGCCUCGACAAGCGCGCUUCCACCGCUUCCACCUCGUCUGGCCGCGCACCGGGACCGUCGGACCUCAUCGCUGCACCUCUGCCCGCCAUCUACAGCCCAGACAUGACCGGCCCGCCGUCGAUCGCCGACACCUACUCGGUGCACUCGCGCCGCUCGUCGUGGGCCAGCUCGGUCGAUCUCGACCCCGCCAUCAUCUGCACGCCGCCUCUGUCGCACGACGGUUGGCAGGACCAGCCGCAGCCCGCCCGCCCCACCUUCCUCGCCGAGUACGGCCUCGACCAAGACAGCGACGAGAGCGAGACCGAGUGUAGCGUGUAUCCCGACGAGGAGCAGGUGGCCGCACCGCUGCCCAGCGUCGCAGACGAGGAGAAGCAGCACCAGCAGCACCAGGAGAUGCCACCACAGCCGGUCUUCCAGCGCCUCGAGGCGGAUCUGCCUUUCAACGCGUACGGAGACGACCUCGGCGGAACGACCCGCAUCGGACCCAACGGCUCGCCGCUGCCUCGCCUCGAAAUCUCGACACUUCCGCGCGAGAAGGACGAGGUGCAAAAGGCGCGUGCACGCAUCAUGAGCCCCAGGUCGUUCAGGAAGGCCUUCUCCUCCAAGAAGAAGGGCUCGGCUUCGGGCUCGGGCUCGGCUUCAACCGGCUCGCGUGCGAGCGAGUCCUCGCCAAGCCUGCCCAACAGCAGUUCAGAGGACGUCGGCAAGGUCGAGGUGCCUUCGGAGCCGGUGACCGCCGCGUCGCCCGCGGCUGAACCCUCGCAGCUGCCCAGCCUGGCCAAGGACGACAUGACGUCGUGGGCCGCCGCCAUCCCUGCGCAAGCACCCCCGCCCACUUCGCCGCAGCUCGCAGAGCCUACCUCGCCCGUGCCGCAGGCACCUGCGAUGGAGGCGACGGCGUCGAGCGAUUCGUACCCUCAACUCGAGACGCCGUCCGAAGCAAACUUGUCCAUGCCGCUCUCUCCCGCGUUCAGCACCAUGACGCCCUCGAUCUCGUCGGAGCUCUCGCGCGACAACGCCUCGUCGACGCACUCGUUUGGACAGAACUCGUUCGGCCAGAGGAGGCACCGCAUCGUGACGCCCGGCCUGACCAAGGUCGCCUCGUCGCCGACGAUCGAGGCCGGCGCGGCUCCAUCGCUGGACCCACAUCUGGCGCGGGCGAUGACGCGCGCGCGAUCCAGCGGCAGCGUCAGCUCGCACACGCCGUCGGUCGCGCUGAGCAACUCGUCGUCGACGCGACGCAACUCGCGCCGAAGCGGUCGCAGCCGCAUCACGGACGGCAUGCCGAGCUUUGCCAACAUGGCCAGCACGCUCGCUGUGCCAAUCGCCGACCAGCGCCGGCUGUCGAACCGCAGUCUGUCGAGCGAAGGCUCGAUCGACAACCACAGCAACGCGUCCAACGGCUCGAGCUAUGCCAAGGUCGGCGGAUCGUCGGACGAGGGUGUGCCCGCGCUGGCCGUGUCGACCGCGACGGCGGUCAAGGGCGUGCUGCGCAAGCGCUCGCCGUCCGAGACGUCGUCGCUGCUGUCGCCGCGCAAGGAGGUGUCGUUCAACCUGCCCGUGGGCGAGUUCGGUGCGGUCGAGGAGCGCGCGAGCGAGGAGGAGGAGCUGCUCGAGCACGAGCAGAAGCAGCGCGCGCACCUCAAGCUGCCGCCCAUGAAGCUGCAGGCGUCCGCCACGUCCGGCAUCGCGGCCGAGACGGCAGAAACUGCUGCGCUCAGCCAGGACGAUGCGGACAUUGUCAAGUUCCUCACCACAUUUGGCCGCGACAUCACGAGCGUCGAGUCGCUCGAGGUGCUCGAUACCGUCAAUGCUGGGACGGGCGAGUGGCCGAAGCGCGACGACUGGGACUCGCUGCCGGCGUACCUGCUUGCGUACACCACCACCCUGCUCUCGGCGUACAGCGACGACACGGCGACGAUGGUGUACUCGGCCGAGCGUGCGCCCAAAACCGUGCGCGGCAAGGCCAGCGCGCCCGUGCUCAGCACCAACCCGCUGUACACGGCCGUGGUGCGCAGCGUGCUCGGCAUCGCCAGCUGGGAGCAGCCGCUCGUGUCGCUUGGCGCCGCGGGCGUGUACGGCUACAGCUGGACAAAGGGCCGCCUGGGUACGGUCAUUCUGGUCGGUAUGGCGCUGCUGCUGGCCACGCAGGGCGCGGGUGCGAACGCGGAUGCCGGCAAAGAUCUCGCCGACGCAUACGGUAAGAUCGCGCCCGUGCUGCUCGGCGACGAGGCGACGCAGGAGCGCGUGCGCAACCUGGUGCUGCGCAGGUCGCCGCGCGCGUCGCUGCGCCUCAGCGGCCUGCUCGUCGUGCUCGCGGCUGCCGCGACGCGUGUCGCCAGCAGCGUGGUCAUGGGCCUGCCUGGUCUGCUGCUGGGCCUGGCGGUGUUCGUGUGGCUGCCCGUGAUCCUGCACCAGCCCAGCUGGGCACCCAAGUGGCUGAGCAGCGUCAACCCGCUCGAUGCGGUGCUGUACGAUGUGCCCACCGACGCGCAGCAUGCUAUUUGCACGCUGCGCCGCCGUGCGGCCGGUGGAGACCCGCUGGUCCAGCGCACAUGCUCGCUCGUGCUUUCGCCCACGCACUUUGACCACCGCGUGUCGGCACACGAGCUCGCGCAUGCCGGCGACGUGCUCGACGGCGCCUUCGCCGCGCAAAUCGACGGCGACUCGGGCCAUCUGUGCGUGCUCGCAUCGCGCGUCGUCUUCCGUGCGCUGACGGGGCGCACUGAGCAGCGCAGCACGAGUCUGGCGCAGGUGCUCGACGAGACGAGCGCAUGCAGGAUCACGCUCGACGUCCGACUCGAGAAGCUCGUCGCGCUCGAAAAGGUGCGCGGCGACGGGCUGAGGCUCAAGCUGCGUGGUGGACAGACGUUCGAGAUUGUCCAGGUGCACGAGCGCGACCAGGCCUUCAACCGCAUCCUUGCGCUGGCGCCGCACAAGUGGCACUAG
This is a messenger RNA of Moesziomyces aphidis, 3756 nucleotides long. The record is from the annotation of a GenBank genome assembly. NCBI's taxonomy places the organism in Eukaryota, Fungi, Basidiomycota, Ustilaginomycetes, Ustilaginales, Ustilaginaceae.